GUAUAAAAACGAGGCGACUAAAGUGUAAAACAACCACACAUUCAUCAACUCUCUUUGCAGUUGCAUCUCCCCUCAAAUCUUCACUCAAAAUGAAAUUCUUGGCUGUUCUAGUUGCCUUGGCUGCAGUUUUUGCCUGCGUGAUGGGUCAGGGUUACGGUAACAACGGAAAUUGGAAUUCUUCACCGUACGGUGCCCCUGCUCCGGCAUACGCAGCUCCCGCUCCUGCUCCCGCAUACGCAGCUCCCGCUCCUGCUACGGCAUACGCAGCUCCCGCUCCUGCUCCGGCAUACGGAGCUCCCGCUCCUGCUCCGGCAUACGGAGCUCCCGUUCCUGCUCAGCCCGCAUACCGAGCUGCUGCCGGUGGCUGGUAUUAGAAUGGAGCCAAAGCUAUGGCCAGUCAUUAGAAGGCUGAAUAACACGGAUUUGAAAUGGCUUGCUGAAAGUAAUGGAAGCCUCCAGUAACAUCACAUUUCUGUUUUGUAUUUUUUUCUAAUUCACUGCAAAUUCCGUCAUAAGAAAAUUCAAAUAAAACGAGAAGAAAAAAAGAAUCAUUUUGG
Molecule: messenger RNA, 557 nt
Organism: Daphnia carinata
Lineage: Eukaryota; Metazoa; Arthropoda; Branchiopoda; Diplostraca; Daphniidae
Product: vitelline membrane protein Vm26Ab-like
Exons: 2
Coding region: 90-374 (94 amino acids)
Source: RefSeq, a predicted model, not a curated record